This is a messenger RNA of Anopheles merus, 1167 nucleotides long. RefSeq lists its product as uncharacterized. The coding region runs from base 634 to 1092 and encodes 152 amino acids. NCBI's taxonomy places the organism in Eukaryota, Metazoa, Arthropoda, Insecta, Diptera, Culicidae. The transcript has 4 exons. The record is from RefSeq and is a predicted model, not a curated record.
GCGCACGAUGCACAGCAAACGGCCGGGCAAUGCGGUAACAUUCCUGCAAAGGACAUACCGAUCGUGUGGACGGUACGUUGAAGGCAUGCAGCACUGAAGGCUGCACGCACUGGCCCAGCCGUUCGGAUUUUCCGCCAAAACCGGCGCUAACCUAUGAACGGGAGGACCUUGCACGCUGGGAUAUCAUCUAAAGGCAGCCAUUUUCACCGGUCAGACUUACGUUGAUUUAAUUGUAUAUAAAAGCAGCGAAAUUACCAAACCAUUCAUUUUCACUUGUCGUUUUGAGAUUGUGUGCUCUUAGUAGGAAAACAGUACUGUCUAACUUUGGCGCCAACGACCUUUCGGGCUGGUUGCCUGGGCUCAGUUUUGGCUACGUUCCCAAGUUCAGCUUCUAACAAUAAAAUCUAGACAACAGGGUUGCAAACGAAGGAAAAAUAAACACUCGGCAUCAGAAGAGGGGAGGAAGGAAUACAGCUUUCGUGUGCGAUCCUUGAUCCUCACAUCAGUAGCAGCAGCAGUAGCAGCACGAACAUACAGUUCAGUAGCGUAGUCACUUUCCCUCGGUACAUCGACAAUCAUCGCUCGGCACGUGUUUCGUGGUGUGCAUACUAACGCAAGUUUCAAACAGUAAGCAUGAAGGCGGACAAACCAGACACAACCCCCUGGGAUCAGUUGGAGCAGCUGGUAAAGGAAACGCGCAACUUCCUCGCCGAGUACGACGACAUUGUGCUGCACAAAGAGCUCUACCGUACGCUGUUCAUGUAUCACCUGACUUAUUUACGGGAUGAGGUGAUACAGUUGAUGAAAAAAUUUACCACAUUACCGAAAGACGUUGCCGAGGAGAAGGAAAUUGACUGCUGUGGGGUAAUGUACCAUGAUAAAGAUGCCUUCAAACAACACUACGAGGCAGCUCACAAUAAGAAAGUUCUCCAGUCUGCUUCCAUGUGUGAGCUGAAAAUGUCUCUGACAAAAAUUUCAUUCUUCGAGCGACACCUGCAAGACUACAUACUGGGAGGAUCCGUUUCGAGCUGUGAGCUUUUGCUGAACUUGCGACGAAUAUUGAGACGGUUGGAUCAUACGUUAGAGUUUUAACUAUUUUAUUAUACGUGUAUUGUACAUCCUAUCGAGCACAGAUUUUUAAUUGAAUAAACUAUGAAUAUCCUCUUA